Molecule: messenger RNA, 10689 nt
Organism: Pseudopipra pipra
Lineage: Eukaryota; Metazoa; Chordata; Aves; Passeriformes; Pipridae
Gene: PTPN21
Product: protein tyrosine phosphatase non-receptor type 21
Exons: 20
Coding region: 649-4308 (1219 amino acids)
Biological process (GO): protein dephosphorylation
Cellular component (GO): cytoskeleton
Molecular function (GO): protein tyrosine phosphatase activity
Source: RefSeq, a predicted model, not a curated record
GCAUGGAUAGAGCGAGGGGAACGCCUCCAGGAAAAGAAAUUAAAUGCACACACACAGAGGCACACAGGGACGGGCGAUUUGAAAAUAUUCCUGAGAACGCAAUUUGCGCUCAUGCGGCACAGCGUCACAUGAAAGAGGCCGCCUGAAGAGCUGGCUGGCACAGGUUUAUUUUGUUGUAAUAUUUUCUUCCACCCCCCAGCUCUUUACCCAGUGGAAUGAUAUCCAGAGCAAGUUUUUUGAGACAGGAAGUGAGGAAUGUUUUCACUAUGAGUGAUCUGAGAAGAAGGUGGGUUAGCCGAGAUAGCAGCUGUUUCAGACAAGAGGAACACAGUAAGUCAGUUCCCGAGGAAUACAGAUGAGAUGGCUCCGGGAGAAAAAGUCUUGGAGCACUGAGGGCUUUUUUCAGCUACGCGUAUGUGAAAGGAGACUCGGUGUCUUUGGAUCGCUCUGCAAGGAUUCCAGUGGAUGUCUCUUCUGCUUGUUUCUUGGUGGAAAACUUGCUUGUCUUUAAUGGAUACUGCUGCUGCUGGUUGAUCUCUGGAGACUUUACAGCUUCUUACCUGUUGAGAGGAGACAACUUCCUGUCCCCUCUCAAGGUCCCGGUGGUAGUAGCUCUUUAACAGUAGCCAUCCGUGCAGGAAAAAGAAGAUGCCUCUACCUUUUGGGUUAAAAUUGAAACGAACUCGACGUUACACAGUAUCCAGCAAGAGCUGCUUGGUGGCUCGUAUCCAGCUGCUCAACAAUGAAUUUGUGGAGUUCACGCUGUCAGUGGAAAGCACGGGCCAGGAAAGUCUGGAAGCAGUGGCUCAGAGGCUUGAAUUGCGGGAGAUUACGUAUUUCAGCCUAUGGUAUUAUAAUAAGCAGAAUCAACGCAGAUGGGUAGAUUUGGACAAGCCUCUGAAAAAGCAGCUGGACAAAUAUGCCUUGGAGCCAACUGUGUAUUUUGGAGUAGUGUUCUAUGUGCCUACUGUUUCUCAGCUUCAGCAGGAGAUUACCAGGUAUCAGUAUUAUCUGCAAUUAAAGAAAGAUAUCUUGGAGGGCAACAUUCCUUGCACACUGGAACAAGCAAUACAUCUGGCUGGUUUGGCUGUUCAGGCUGAUUUUGGAGACUAUGAUCAGUAUGAAUCCCAGGAGUUUCUACAAAGAUUUGCUUUGUUUCCAGUGGGUUGGCUACAAGAAGAAAAAAUAUUGGAAGAAGCAACACAGAAAGUUGCCUUGCUACAUCAGAAGUACAGAGGCCUUACUCCUCCUGAUGCGGAAAUGUUAUAUAUGCAAGAAGUAGAAAGAAUGGAGGGCUAUGGUGAAGAGACCUAUCCUGCAAAGGACAGCCAAGGAAGUGACAUAUUCAUUGGAGCAUGUCUUGAUGGUAUCUUUGUAAAACACAAAAAUGGUCGUCCUCCUGUUGUAUUUAGGUGGCAUGAUAUUGCCAACAUGUCCCACAAUAAAUCCUUUUUCGCAUUAGAGCUGGCCAACAAAGAAGAGACAAUUCAAUUCCAAACUGAAGAUAUGGAAACAGCAAAAUAUGUGUGGAGGAUGUGUGUGGCUAGACACAAAUUUUACAGACUAAAUAAAUGCAGCCUAGAUUCCCUGGACUCUCCACCUGAGGAGGGCUCUCAGAAAUCUUCCCUCAUUCUUUCCCUUCCACGCUUUCCAAUCCUUUCUCGUCCUUCAUUUCCUAAAGGACAAACUCAGCCUGUUACAGUGAAUCCUGUUAGAAGACGGUCUUCGUCCAGAAUGUCUAUGCCUAAGCCUCAGCCUUAUAUGAUGCCUCCACCACCUCAGCUGCAUUACAAUGGUCAUUAUACUGAACCAUAUGCAUCUUCCCAAGAUAACCUCUUUGUGAGCAAUCAGAAUGGAUACUACUAUCACUCUCAGACUAGCUUGGAUAGAGCCCCUCAUGACUACAGUGGUCGGAUCCGCAAUGGUAGUGUCUAUAGUGCACACAGCACAAACUCCUUGAACAACCCACAGCAUUACUUGCAGCCAUCCCCCAUGUCCUCUAACCCAAGCAUUACUGGAAGUGAUGUCCUCAGAACUGAUUAUGUCCCAUCACACAGACAUAGUGCACUAAUACCACCUUCUUAUCGUCCCACGCCAGACUAUGAGACUGUGAUGAGACAGCUCAAUAGAGGAAUGGUGCACACAGAUAGGCAGAGUCAUUCAAUGAGAAAUCUUAACAUCAGCAAUUCCUAUGCUUACAGCAGACCUGAUGCCUUAGUUUACAGUCAGCCUGAAAUACGAGAACAUGCUCACUUUGCUGCCCCACAGUCUAACCAUUAUCCAUUUAACCUGAACUACAGCUUUCAUAGCCAAUCCCCCUACCCAUAUCCUACUGAAAAGCGCCCAGUUGUUGGGGCAGUCAGUGUGCCUGAGUUGACAAAUGUGCAGCUCCAGGCUCAGGAUUAUCCAGCACCAAAUAUAAUGAAGACCCAAGUCUAUCGACCACCUCCCCCAUACCCGUACCCAAGGCCUGCAAACAGUACUCCAGACCUUUCCCGGCAUAUCUACAUCAGCAACAGCAAUCCAGAUCUGAUCACAAGGCGAGUGCACCAUUCUGUCCAGACAUUUCAAGAAGACAGCCUGCCUGUGGCACAUUCUCUUCAGGAAGUCAGUGAGCCUCUAACAUCGGCACGCCAUGCGCAGCUGCAGAAAAGGAACAGUAUUGAAAUAGCAGGCUUGACUCCCAGCUUUGAAGGAAUAAGGAUUAAAGAGAGGACCAUGUCAGCUUCUGCAGCAGAUGUGGCUCUUCCAAGAGUUAUCUCAGAAGGGUCACAGCCCAACAUUCUGAUGGAGAGAGCAAAGCAAAAAGAAGGUGAGCAAGAAGAAUGUGUGAACUGUGAUCAUAAGAAAACCCUUUCAGAUGCCACUAUGCUGAUUCACAGUAGUGAGGAAGAAGAAGAAUUUGAAGAAGAAAACAAGGCUAAUACAAGUCUUUCUCCUCUGCCCGAAGAUCAAACCCAACUUUCAUCUGUUAUGGGAGGUUAUUCUCAUGAUUCAGUACUGAAGUACCCUUGUAGCUCUGUUGCUUCAUCUGCUGGCCCUUUGCAUAUUCUUGAGCCUAAAUUACAUAUUACAGAGGCAGAGAAGAGAAUGAAAGAUAUGAGCCCUGUUCAUUUACUAGUAGAAAGCCAGGUCCAGAGAAGAGGGGAAGGACUGCUUACUCCAUCCAUGUCAGAAUCUGAUCUAACAACAUCAGGGAGAUACAGAGUAAGGAAAGAUUCAGUAAAGAAGAGACCUGUGUCCGAUCUUUUGUCUGGGAAGAAGAAUAUUGUGGAAGGCCUUCCCCCGCUAGGUGGUAUGAAAAAGAAUAAAAAUGAUGCAAAAAAAAUGGGCCCUCUAAAGCUAGCUGCCCUAAAUGGACUGGCAUUGACUAGAAUGCCUCUGCCAGAUGAGGGGAAGGAAGAAUCAACAAGAGCAACAAAUGAUGAAAGGUGUAAAAUUCUGGAACAACGGUUAGAGCAGGGGAUGGUGUUCACUGAAUACGAGCGCAUUCAGAAAAAAAGGCUUAUGGAUGGUGAGUGCUCAAUAGCUCGGCUUCCUGAAAAUGCUGAAAGGAACCGGUUCCAGGACGUCCUUCCUUAUGAUGAUACCAGAGUAGAGCUAGUCCCAACCAAAGAAAAUAACACGGGUUACAUCAAUGCAUCUCAUAUCAAGAUCUCUGUUGGGGGCAUAGAGUGGGAUUACAUUGCUACGCAGGGCCCUUUGCAGAAUACAUGUCAGGAUUUCUGGCAGAUGAUCUGGGAACAAGGGAUUGCCAUCAUAGCUAUGGUGACAGCAGAGGAAGAAAGUGGGCGAGAAAAAAGCUUCAGAUACUGGCCACGUCUUGGUUCACGACACAACACUGUAACCUAUGGAAGAUUUAAGAUUACCACGCGAUUCCGUACUGACUCAGGCUGCUAUGCAACUACAGGUUUGAAGAUUAAGCAUCUUCUCACAGGACAGGAGAGAACGGUUUGGCAUUUGCAGUACACUGACUGGCCAGAGCAUGGCUGUCCAGAAGAUUUAAAGGGAUUUUUAUCAUACUUGGAAGAGAUACAGUCUGUGCGGCGCCACACGAACAGCACUGCGGAUCCUAAAAGCUCUAAUCCCCCUGUACUGGUGCACUGCAGUGCAGGUGUGGGGCGAACAGGGGUGGUCAUACUGUCAGAGAUCAUGAUCGCUUGCUUGGAACACAAUGAGAUGCUGGACAUCCCACGAGUGCUGGACAUGUUGAGGCAGCAGAGAAUGAUGAUGGUGCAGACUCUUUCGCAGUACACUUUUGUCUAUGGAGUUCUCAUUCAGUUUCUCAAAAGUUCUAGACUUAUCUAAUCCCUGUCACUUCCUAAGGGACACUGCAAGAGUUUACAGAAAGGAAAUCACAAUUGUCCAGACAGACCUGAUGUUUUAAAUGAUGAAUCACACCUUUUAGGGCUGCUGUGUGCCUGUUAAACGUAAGUCAGCGUAACAGUCUCUCUACAAAGUAGGAUCUUUGCUGGAGUAAAUUCUUCCUAUGUUCAGCUGCAGUCAUAUUAAGGAAGAACUUCACUUGUACUGGUCUGUAGUACUUACACAUAUUCUCUAGAGUGGUGUUACUCUGGGCAAAAUAAGUAUCAUGGAAUGAAAGUACACAGCACAAUUCUACUAACAUUAUGUUUUGAAACAUAAUUUUUGACUGUGUGAAAGCUAAAAUCUGUAGGAGCUCCUUGGGAAUGUCAAGGUCUUAUGAAGUUUCACUCUGCUUUCAAUUUUAUAUUUAGAACAAUACAUCUAUAUUUUUAAAAAUGAACUUUUGGUUUCCUCUGGUUUACUUAGAAAAAUUAGCAGCUCUUAGAUAUUUCAAGCUGUUGCUUUAAUGACAGUUAUUUUUAUAUUCAUAAUUUUUAAAUUAAAAAACCCAAAACACCACAACACAAAACUUUUUAAACAGAACAAUGUUUUCAGAGAAGACUGACAACAUUUGAACAAACUUCAAAAAUCAUGCAGAAAGUCCUAGGGGAAGCUAUUGGUAAUUAGUUGUAGUGCCAUGUAAUGGAAUUGACAAGUGAAAGAUAAUGGCAACUGUUGAUAACUUCCAUUUGAGUGGAGGCAUUUUUACCUGAAACAAGCAGGGGAAAAAUAUUUUAAGUAUCUAUGAGGUUAUUGGAAACAUGGAUGAGAGAAAGUACAUAUUCAGUAUUAUUCAUAUGUUUAGAAGACAGUUUGAUUUUACUGGCUGAAAUCAAAGUGGAUGCAAAUGUUUUAAGCACUUUUUUUUCUCUGUUAUUUAUGUAGUUAAAUAUAGAUAAUAUAAUCAUGCAUUGUUUCAUAUGGUAAUAUACCAUUACUAACCUGAUAUUUUAGGAAGAGCCUUUUAAGUUGAUUAAAUGAGAGAACCAAAAUGGGAGUAAGAAGGUGGACAGUGGUGAAGCAGAGAUGGUCAUAUGAAGCAUAACGGAGGAGGUGUGGCAGCUGUGAUUGCUGGUUUACACAGUGCAAAGAUGACUAUUAAAAAUGUUAGUGUUCCCAGCCAAGAAAGCCGUUAAAGCACGAGAUCCUCCGGAUUAUUCUGUCAGUACUAGAACAGAUUUUGCUAAUGCUGUGCAGCAUUGCAAUGAAGAGUAUUUGAGAACACUCAAUGCAAGAGCUGUUAGAGGUAACACUGGAGAUGUGGGUAUUUUAGUAGCUGUGUAGGUGGCUGAGUCAAUGGCUGUGGCAUGGACCUGAAGAUGAGUCAUACCUUUGGUAGUUUCUGUUUUGUCCCAUGGGGGCUGAUCUAAUGACAGUAUCCCUAAAUAAUCCUCUUUCUGUGGUUUUCAGAUGGGGACAGUGUGGUUUUAGCUGCCUUUCUGUGUUUUGAGAUGCUGAGUUGAAAACCUAUUCAAAAUGAGCUAUAGCUUUUAGAUAUCUGGUUUAAUUUCAAAAAAACCCUAUAGUAAUCAGUCUACUGGAAUGCUUAAGUGUCCAUUUCCCUUUAUACCUGCUUAGUGAAAUGAAAUGAAACUAAAAGUAAUUUUGAUCAGUGCUGAAAUUAUUUUAUUUUUCUGACCUCUAACAAGGGUUUGGAAACUAUUAAAACCCUUUCAAAAUAAUAAUUGUGUCCCAAAACAUUAAUUAAGAAUGAUAGAUAGGUUGCCUUAAUUUCCUCUAUAAUAAGCUACUUCCACAAAGAGAAACACACAGUCCAAAUGACAUUGUGCUAAUAUGUCAUUCUGUACAAAAUCUUUUACUUUAAGGCACACUGUAUUGAUCUGGUGCUUUCAGGUCUGCUUGGAGGCAGUCUGAAUUUUUGUACUCUCAGUAUAAAUUAGAUUGAAUAUUUCAGACUAGGGAAAAGAAAUGUUGUUCUUACAUAAAUUUCCUAGGAAUUAUUAAUUGCCAAAUGUAAAACUGGAAGUCCAGAGGAAACCAGUACUGAAGACUGAUUCUUUACAUAUAAAUCUUGCAAAAAAACCAAUCUGACAUUUCUGUGUUGAAAGAAGUAUUGAAAGAAACAAACAUUCUUAGCUAUUUGUAUCAUGCUGUGUUUUACAGACACGUUUAAUUUUUGCCACAAUUCACUUCUAUCUGCAGAAAUCUUUUUGAAUGGAAGGGCAGGCUCUAAAAUGUAGUUUGUACCUUUUCCAUGUCUAAACUUUGCACUGUGAUCUUCAUAACCUCAUAAAUGCAGUUUUAGUGACAUGAUGGACAACCAGAACUUUAAGCAACAGCUUUUAACUAAUCAGCAGUUACUGGGGCAGAACAUCAGCUGUAAGCAUUAGAAGGAGCAGUUAUAAGAAACAAUUUAAUCCAAUACUUACGGGAUUAUCUGACAUGGGUGAGGAAACGUGUGUCUUCUGGCUUAUUUUUCUGUUUCUGUUUCGCUGAAAGAAUUUGUGUUCACUUUUUUAGAGGCAGUUGCUCUCCAAUCUGAUAGGCACAGUCGUAAUUUUUAUUUUUAAGCAUAACACUGCUACCUCCUCCCCUUCAGCUUGCAGUUCUGUCCAUCAGCAGUCUGUUUUUGCCUUAAUAGACUUGACCUUAAUAGACUUGACUUCAUGUGAACUUUUCUACUGAAGAUUGCAGGAUUGUGUUUGUAUGUAAGCAAAUGGCUCUGAGUGAGCAUUGAAAACAAGCAGUUUCUCUUCUAAAGAUACCAAGUGAAAUUAAACUUCACAGUCCUCCGUAACAAAAUGAUUUUUAAAACCAUUGUUUAGAUUUUCAGUUAACUUAUAAAAGGCAAUUCUGAUUUUAGCACUUUGUUCUGAGCUUUGGAAAGGGAUGCAUUUUUACUUGUAGUUGUGCUGGGUGCUUCAUGAAGUGUUGGACGUUAGAAGAACAUCCACUGUCCAAAUCCAGUCACAGUGAGUCAGAGGUGAAUUUAUUUGUCAAAGGCUUAAAAUUUCACUAUAAGCCUGUCCAUUUUGCCAAAUGUGUUUCUGUUUCUACGGGGAUGAAACCAGAUUAUUACGCAAGAUUUGAACGGAUUUUGUUUAGUAAGAAAAGUUGUAUGAAGACAUUCUUGCAGUAAAUGGCAAAAAUGAUGCUGAUCUCUAGGGAUGUCAGAGCUCUCAGGGAAAAAUAAAGGUGCUAUAUACUGUCAAGAGACAGAUUUGACUGUCUUUUGUUGGGUAGGUGGAAGAUGCUUUUUAGGAUCAAAUUCAAUGAAGAGUCAGGAGAAGAACCCGCAAAUUAUAGCAAGGACUUCUGCACGUUUCAUUUCUUUCUUGGUUGCUCUGAUUGGAGAUUUUUGGCCAGUGAAUCUUCGUAGUUUUGAGCUAGAAGCUCUUCUCUAAGAAGCUAAGUCAGAGCCCUGUCCAUUGCAAAGAUGUCACUGACUUAGCUGGAUUAUCUGUAGGCUGCAGCUCCCUUCUGGCCCUGUUGGGUGAGGGAGAAGCUCUGUGCCACACGGGGGUUUUGCACAGCCUCUGCAGCCUGCACAGCAGUGCUCUCCUUCUCUGCUGUACCCUGGGAAGAGCAGGAAAAGUUUUAUGCCUUAGUAUUGCACUCAUUGCAAUACCUUUUGCACAAGUGAACAAUAAACACUACAAGUGCAGGGUGCUAUGGUUUAUAUGUAGUAAUAUAUUUAAUUCAAAGCAGGUGAGCAAGGCAGGGUCCCUGUGGAUGAAGAGCUGCUCUAAGUUAUCAUUAACGUUUAGGAGAAAAAAAGUAAAAUAAAGUAAUAACAAAUAAAAGUAAAAUAAAUUUUACUAAAAUGGAAAAGAUUCUUGACAUUUUGAGAAAUUUUUUUCUGGUUUCUCAUAUAAUCCUGUGUGUAUCUGUUUGAAGUGGACAACACUUGGAGCAAUUUUCUCCAAAAUAGCUCCUUUAAUUUUAAUAAGUAAGACUACCUGAGGCUGCUGCUACGUAUUUUCUGUUGGAGCAGCUGUUAAAGCUGAGUGGCUCAUAGAUUUCAAUGGCCUCCGGACCAAACUUGGGAGCUGCAGGGUUGUUUAUCAUACAAGCUAGCUGUGUAAGGAGACCUCAGUUUUAAUAUCAGUAGCAUUACUAAAUCCCUGGACUUAAAAAUAGUGAACCCAUUAUUAUAUUUCAAUAGCUAGUUCAAAUUAUUAAUUUAAAAAAAUCAGUGCUUCAGUUGCUAAGAACUCAGUGCUUUAGAAUUUAGGGGGGUUUUUCGUGGUUUUUGUUUUUUUUUUUAAUACUGCAAAGUCAUGCAAAGCCAGAGUACAGUCCUGCAAGAUGCAAAAUUCCUGCAGUUCUUCUGUGGGGAUUAAAAUGGGCUUAUUGCCAAUGAAAGCUUGAGCCCUUAAGGCAUGAAUACUCACAUGUCUGCUUUAAAUUUAAAUACAGAUUACAAGAAUUAACCAAAAGAAUGCAGCAGGAAUGUGCAUAUAAGAAGGUACAGCAUUCAAAGGAAAAGCAGCUGAGAAUUCAGAAGAAAUUCUCUUGUUUUGGACAAGAGAAUUCGAAGUUUUGGACAUAGACAGUGAGGAUUUAAGGAGUGGCAGAAGGCAUUUGGAGGAGGAUUUGGAAUGUUUCGAAUCCACAGUAGAGCUGCUAGGAGGGUUUGAGUCAUAUGGUAUGUUUUUCAUGGCAUGGUAGGGUAAGUGAAUAUGUAGUCAUAGGUGUUAUUUUUACUGGCUUUUUAAAAUGUGAUUUUUUAAACUCCAAAUAUUUUUUCAGAGGCUCUGUUAUUUUUAUGUCUCUUUCUUUCCAAUUGUAUUGAAUAAAAUCUGUCAGCUCAAUUUCUGUUUAAUUAUUAAAGGUCAGAUUUUUCAAACCAUAGUCUCUGGUUUUACAGAUGCAACAUGCAGGGGAAAUAGGCAUUUUUUGUAAUUUGGCAGUGAUGACUUCUAAUGGAUGCAGGUGAGAUGAUUUGGAAGUCUGAAUAUGUUAUGAAUGAAGCCAGGUGUUUACAGUUGGUGUGAGUUGCACCAAGUUAAGGCUGGGCUGACAAAGAGACUCUUGAAAUAUGGAAUUUAACAUGUGCUUAGAAGUUCUGUUGCAGUCCAGCAUUUGCAAUGCAGGGACAUUAAAAUAACGUAAUACUGUGCUAAGGUAAGGGAAAAAAUCUUAAUUAACUGCUGUAGCAAAUAUGUCUGUAAAAACAAGUUAAAGAAUAAUAUUUCUUAAUAAGAUCCUGCUGGGGACCAGCUAACUUGGUGCAUUCUGUUGGAAUCACAUAUGUUACUUUAAGGUCUAACUGGGCUGAAAAAACCAGGAUUUGUUAACUUCAAUGAGCAUUUCAAAAAACUUUUGCUAAAUAGCCUUUGGUUCUAUUCUUUGCUGUUUUCCACAUGAUGCUGCAUUCAGUGGUGAAGAAUAACAUCCAGGGUAUUUGCUUUGUAGAAGUCUAUUCUACUUAGAGGAAGAAGAUAGAAAUCAAAUUUAAAGAAUCGGAUGAAUAGAGUUUACAACAGAUCCAGCCUGUGGCAAGUCAGAGAGCAAGUCAGUAGAUAUUGUAACAUUCUUUUGGUUCAGAUAUGCAGCAAUCAGAACUACCAAAUUAUUAGUUUUAUGAGUACAGUUUCAGAAGGUGCCUAACUUUCAUAAAGGGAAUUUAAAUGCUGUUUUUCCGUUUGGAAAUAUUUAGGUAAAAUUAGGAGACUUUAAUACUUUAAAGACAUUGCAAAUGCCAUUAAUUUUUAGAAUGGUAGGAAACUUGAUGGGGAUAACCCCUGAAAAAUCCUCCAGUAUGUCACCUUGCUAAUCCUGGAUAAUUCUGACAGACAAGGUGUGUAUGCUCUUUACAAAGAUACUUGCUUAAAUUGCUUUGAAAUCCCCAACGUGUCUGUCCUCUUUAUGGCUGAUCUGAGAGGACUUGGAUGGAAAUUUUAGAGGCUUUACUUGGUGAAUCAGUAAGCAUGUGUGCUCCACACUGCUGAAAUCUCUCCAUUCAGUUAAAGCAAAUGGGUGUUUGAAGUCCCAUCAGCACUUUUGUAGGAUUGAAUUCUUAAUGUCAGAGGAACACGGGAUCUGGCUCCAUUUAGUUCGAUUUUCAUUUGAGCCAGUAUGCAAGGAUUUAAAUGAGAUGUUGUUUAAAUAGUAGCAAACAUGAAGUAUUAUUUUCUAGUACCAAGCUAGUGGUUUAUGUCUAUUUUUGCUGUCUUGUCACCAAUAUUGUAAAAAUGUAUAAUCAAACCAGCUUUAAUUCUUGUAAAACUGAAAUUGGUUUGUAAAACAAUGUAUAAAUUGUGUUUCAUAGACAGAAAAGCUUGUAUUACUGAAUGUAAUAUAUGUGAAAUGAAUAUAUUAUAGUCUAUUUUUGCCAUGGAAAUAAAUAUUUGAAACAGC